GUUUUUAGGCUCCUUUAUUUACGUGAUAAACAAUCAACCAUCCCCUCUCUUCUAUCUUCCGCCUCUCUCUCUCUCUCUCUCUCUCUCUCUCUCUCUCUCACCCCUCCUCUCUCUCUCUUUCUCCGAGCGAGCUCUCAGCUCCCGACUCUAUUUAUAGCGCAGUCCCGCCCCUCCCCUGUCGCUCGGCAGCUAUUUCCAGCAGCCUGAAGCAGCUCCAGUCUGUUUGUAAACUCCACGUCUCUAUACCUCUGCUCUCUCGUUCGCCGCGCAUCGCGGGUGAGGGUGCAGAGAUUCGGCUUUGAACAAUUACAUAAAAGCAAAACAGUCGCACUAAAUGGAGUGGUCGGAUGGUUCACUUUAAGCCCAUUCAUCAGGAGAGCGACUUGUACGGAGAGGCGAGGGGAAAGAAGGAACAGAAGGACCGGCAGGCGUUCUGUCGCUUUCAUCUCGUCCCGUCGCAUUUCAUCAUGGGGAAGUCGCUCUUUCAGAGUCCGCCGAUACCACAUGAGUGACUUCAGGAUCCAGGCACGCUCAGACCAGGGUCUUGGAUACAAGCCACACUUGGACUUGUCGUUUUGAAUUAGCAGUUUGUUUCAGACAAUUAGACAAGAAGGUGAUGUGGUGUAUGAAUAGACUCGUUUGUGCGGCCGUAAAGCUGAUAGUUUGAGUGGACGAUUUAAGGAUUUGUCUGCAGCGUUUCUUCUCACGGAUACCUGUUCUGAUUGAAUUUGUUUAUUUUUAUUCUUUGUUUUAGGACCAUGGAAUUAACAGGCAAAGCGGUUGUCGAUUUUUUGCAUGCAUGUACCUUUCGAUAAAGGAAGUGCUGCUUUUUUCCCCUCUUGCUUCAAAUGUGUUAAAAAAAAUUUUUAGAUGGAGAGUGGGUUGACAUCUCCUUUUUCAUGUUAAUUUGUUUUUGCAUGAAUUGAGUGGCGAUAUUUUGAGACUGGCAUGCUUUUGAAACCAACUGUACCGGGACUGUGCGUGAUGUUACAGACGAUCUAUGAAACAGAAUCCUGCUUCUCUUCAGACAGCACGUCCAGCAGAGAGCGACCCGUGGAGCUGCUUUCUCAGUCCAGAAGCACCAGCAUGCCCAGCACCGCAGUGGAUGUGAAGACCUUGCUCCCCUCUGGGAUGCAGAGUCCGGUGGGAGGUGGAGGAGAUCAGGGCGGAGGCAGCGGAGGGCCAGUGGACCUGCGUACGGACCCGCGUCUGAGUGCGCUAAGCACGGUGGACCCGGGGCUGAGGGAAAAACAGCUGCAGCACGAGCUGCUCUUGCUCAAACAACAACAAGAGCUGCAGAAACAGCUGCUGUUCGCCGAGUUCCAGAAGCAGCACGAGGUUUUGACGCGCCAACAUGAAGUGCAGCUACAGGAACAUCUGAAGCAACAGCAGGAGAUCCUUGCCGCAAAGCGUCAGCAGGAGCUGGAGCAGAAGAGGAAGUUGGAACAGCAGCGUCACGAAGAGAUGGAGAAGCAGAGACUGGAGCAACAGCUCAUCAUGCUGCGGAACAAAGAGAAAGGCAAAGAGAGUGCUAUCGCCAGUACUGAGGUCAAACUGAAGCUGCAGGAGUUCCUGUUGAGCAAAAAGGAACCCGGCCCCGGUGGACUCAAUCAUUCCUUCCCCCAGAAGUGCUGGGGGGCUCACCACACAUCCCUGGAGCAGAGCUCCCCUCCACAGAGCAACACGCCGGGCACGCCGCCCUCCUACAAACUCCCCUCACUGUUAGGGUCCUAUGAAGGCAAGGAUGACUUCCCUCUCCGUAAGACUGCCUCUGAGCCCAAUCUGAAGGUACGUUCACGGUUAAAACAGAAGGUGGCUGAGAGGAGGAGCAGCCCACUUCUUAGACGGAAAGAUGGUACUGUGAUCAGCACCUUCAAGAAAAGGGCGAUUGAGAUCUCAGUGUCCUCUAUGUGCAGCAGUGCUCCUGGCUCGGGUCCCAGUUCUCCGAACAGCUCUAACUGUGCCAUUGCCGAGAAUGGCUCCAGCGGAUCCGUCCCAAACAUCCACGCUGAGCAGCAGUUGCGUUCUCUGCAUCAGUCUUUGACUGGAGAUGGGACACCGAGUCCUCUUAGCCUCUACACCUCUCCAUCUCUGCCCAACAUCUCUCUUGGACUGCCUGCCAACGCGCACAUCACGGCUCCUCAGAAACUCAGUGCCCAGCAGGAGGCAGAGCGGCAGACAAUCCAGAGUUUGCGUCAAGGUGGGGCACUGACAGGGAAGUUCAUCAGCACAUCGUCCCUGCCGACGUGCCUUCCCACCGGGGCACCCCAUGACCCCGAGCCCCCUUCCGCUUCUAAUAGCCACAGUAGCCAUUCCUCGCUGCUCCAGCACGUCCUACUGCUAGAGCAGGCUCGUCAACAGAGCGCACUUCUUACAGUUCCCAUGUAUGGGCAAUCUCCGCUGGUAACGGGUGAGCGGGUGUCCAACAACAUGCGCACAGUGAAUAAGUUGCCUAGGCACCGGCCGCUGAGCCGUACCCAAUCAGCGCCCCUGCCUCAAACACCACAGGCCCUGCAGCACCUCGUAAUGCAACAGCAGCACCAGCACUUCCUCGAGAAACAGAAACACUACCAGCUAAAUAAGAUCCUCUCCAAAGGGGUGGAGCUUCCAAGGCAGCCUCCCACGCACCCCGAGGAGACGGAGGAGGAGCUUACAGAAACCGCAGAGAUGCAGGACGAGCAAGGGGAGGGCCUUGAUCCCGUAAGGGAGGGGUUACAGAAAGAGAGCUCCGGCGAGACCACACCCCCUUCAGAACGUCUGGUUCCAUUGAAGGGAGAAAGCACAGAAAGUGACUUGGAGGAAGAUGAUGAUGAAGAUGAAGCCAUUGAACUGAGGGAAUGUGAUGAAGAUGGCGCCCCCUAUGGCCAGUAUUUGGACCAGCAGCAUGUGCAGCAACUGAAUGUGUUCCAGGCCUCUCUGUCCAUCACGGGAAUGCCCCACAGACCCCUGGGAAGGGCACAGUCGUCCCCCGUCACUUCUAGUCUUAAAGGAGCGCCCCUGAACGAGGUGCCCAUUAAGCAUCUCUUCACGACAGGGCUGGUGUACGACACCUUCAUGCUGAAGCACCAGUGCAUAUGUGGGAACACAAACAUCCAUCCCGAACACGCCGGUCGCAUUCAGAGUGUCUGGUCCAGGCUACAGGAAACAGGACUGCUUGGUCGCUGUGAGAGGAUCAGGGGAAGGAAGGCCACACUAGAUGAAAUCCAAACUGUGCAUUCUGAGUACCACACGCUGCUCUACGGCACCAGUCCUCUGAACCGACAGAAGCUGGACAGCAAGAAACUUUUAGGCCCAAUAAGUCAGAAAAUGUACGCUGUCCUACCAUGUGGAGGCAUUGGGGUGGACAGUGACACAGUGUGGAACGAGAUGCACUCGUCAGGAGCUGUCCGGAUGGCGGUGGGCUGCGUCAUUGAGGUGGCAUUCAAAGUUGCCGCUGGAGAACUGAAGAACGGGUUUGCAGUGGUCCGUCCUCCUGGUCAUCACGCCGAGGAAUCAACCGCCAUGGGUUUCUGUUUCUUCAACUCGGUGGCCAUCACUGCCAAACUCCUGCAGCAGAAACUCGGGGUGGGCAAGAUCCUGAUCAUAGACUGGGAUAUUCACCAUGGAAACGGGACCCAGCAGGCCUUCUAUAAUGACCCCAAUGUGUUGUACAUUUCCCUGCACCGUUAUGACGAUGGUAACUUUUUCCCAGGCAGCGGAGCUCCUGAGGAGGUGGGUGCAGGUCCAGGAGAGGGCUUUAAUGUCAACAUUGCCUGGACAGGUGGAGUGGAGCCACCUAUGGGUGAUGUGGAGUAUCUAACUGCCUUCAGAACGGUGGUGAUGCCCAUAGCCAACGAGUUCUCCCCGGAUGUAGUGCUAGUGUCAGCUGGUUUUGACGCUGUGGAGGGCCAUCAGUCCCCACUGGGUGGAUAUAAUGUCACCGCCAAAUGUUUCGGCCAUCUCACCAAGCAGUUGAUGAAGCUGGCUGGCGGCCGUGUGGUUUUGGCACUGGAAGGAGGUCACGACCUCACCGCCAUCUGUGAUGCAUCCGAGUCCUGCGUGGCUGCAUUGCUUGGAGACGAGUUGGACCUACCACUGACAGUGCUUCAACAGAAACCAUGUCCAAAAGCCACAUCCUCUUUAGAGAGGGUCAUUGAGAUUCAGAGUAAACACUGGAUGUCUCUGCAGAGGUUGGCUCCUACAGUGGGUCAGUCUCUACUGGACGCUCAGAGACGGGAGAAGGACGAGGCAGACACUUUGACCGCCAUGGCCUCUCUCACUGUGGACAACGAUCAGCAAAAGACCUCCACAGAAACCAGCAGAUCAGCAGAGGAGCCGAUGGAGGAGGAGCCCGUGUUGUAGAAGAGCAAGUACAGUGCAUCACUGCUCCAACCUUCUUGUCCACGCGUGCUUGGCACUGGUCACCCUGACGUCACGCCUCAUGUUCCUCCUCCCAGCUCUUUGAUUGGUUCCCUCGGUCCUUCACUCAUUUCCAGGUGCUUAACUGACACAUUCACAGCCCACCCACUUUCGCUUUUCUGAGGUUGAAGCAUAGCAAACUGUUGCUGAAAGGGGACAACAAGGCAUGAUGAGUAAUUACAGGACCACUCCAGUGAGGGCUGUGCAGCUGGACCGGCCGAACAAUGGAGUGCUCUUCAGAGAGAGGCCUUUGAUUUCAUUUUCUCACUGUAUUGGACUGAGGACGUAAAGAAGAAAAUGCAAAAAAAAAUCAAAAGAAGAGGAGGAAGGGAAAAACAACAUGACAGCACAGGGAUGCUGUCGCUCGGAGGGCAGCGAAAAGCUUUGUUUUCUGUACAAAGUAUAUGUACAAAGUUCUAAAAAAAGCCAACAAGCAGCAAAAAUACUUCAGCACAAAACACACAUAUACACUCAUUCACAAGCAACACUGUUCCCAAAAGAGGAACCUGCUGUGUCGAAACACCUUUUGCAGACAAGUAUACUCGUUUACACUGUACCGUGUCGAUUACUUGGUAUAUUUGUUCAUCUGUAUAAUAGCCUGUUAUGAAAAGCACACAAACAUACGAGAACUAUAAGUAUAUAAUAUAUAUGAAUAUACAUACAUAUAUAUAUAUAUAAGCAUAUAUAUGUAGGUUUGUGUGUACCGUAUACACAUUUGAAUAUACAAAAAAAUAUAUAAGUACUUUAUAUCCCCUAUGGAACAUUUUCUUAUCAGCUGUGGUUGUACAUACAGUAAAAGAGCCUGCGGACUUUUAUCCAGAAGUUGAAGAACGGUGGUUAACCUUUUCUCCCAGAAGCAUUUCUUUUCUCUCAGAGAAAACAGUACUUUUUUGGUAUAUAUGGCUUUGCUAUUACAUACUCGCACAGAAACGUAAAUAACGACAAAAAAUUACGACAAAGGUGUAAAAUACGAAGAGAGGAUUUUCAAAGCGUCCAUCUCGACCUUCGAUGGAGAACAAGGCAUUGUGGUAAUGUCUCAAGAAAGACUUUUUUUCCAAGAACUUGGUGCCUUUUAUACUAAGGAAAACAUUUGACAACACCAAUACUUAAAGAAUCGAGAAUCCUCAGACUUAACUUUCAUUGAUUUGUUUGUUUUUCAAAUUGCCUUAAUUUUUUCAAAGAAAACGAAUUUUAGCCAUGAACGACGGAGAGCACAAAACGAUCAUCAUCCUCCUCCUGCCCCACUUUCUUUCCAUUUCUUUCUUUUGUUUUGUUUUUUGGGGGAUGUAAACGUUGUGUUCUCGGUAAAAGGUUUUGAUACUUUUUUUUUAUUAUUAUUUAUUUUACUGUUAACAAAAGAACGAACGGAAGAAAUUCAGCGAUUGUUUUAUUUAUCAGUCCUGUGCCAUAGACGAGCACAUGACGUGAUUGUUUGGAAACACUGACGAUGUUGUGACCAACUUGUUUAGCCUCACCUUCCUUUGUACAAUUAUUUGUUUGGCUCCCUUAUGCUCUUUUAUUUGAAACUUGUUUUAUUUGACUUUAUUUCCAUUGGCGAGAGAGUUUUUUUUAUUACGACAUUUCCUUUUUUGUACAAAAAUGUAAAAGAAAACAAAAAAAGUCUGUAUCAGUGUUAAUUUCGUCAUUUGAUUUGAAGUAUUCUCUGAUAAGGAAUGUACAGCGUGGUACAGAUAUUAUCAAUGAUGUUGAUUUAUGUCACUGUGCAGUGCAUUUGGCAUUGUCCUUUUUCAGGAUUUAACAAUAUUUUUUUUCCUGCAAUAAGAGUGACUACCACUUUUUUUUUUUUAUUUAACACUAAAUACUCUGCAAACUUUUGGUUACAUUUUCGUCAUCUUUUGAUAUAGCUUUUAUGCUAUGGAUACGGUAAUUUUUCACCAGACUAAUUAGUAUUGUUCAUAACUUUUGACAGUCGUCUAAUAGCUGUAUGCUGGUAAAUCACUUGUGCACUUGUGGAUGAAAUGCAAUGGCUUGUUUAUGACCCUGAAAUAACAAUCCUUUAUUACAUUUUCACUGUGUGACAACAGCUUUUUGGGGGCCAAAUUCAAUUUAAUCCUCUGCGUCUUUAUUCACCGUCAUCCUCUUCCUUUAUCAGCGUCACAGAAGCAGUCUGAGAAGUUACUUUUUUUAACGAGACUGAACCGGGCCUCGAGCAUCUUGCACUAAUAACUACACUGUAGGUCCGAACCUAAUAGCGGGGUUUUUUUUUUUACUUUCGACACUCAGACACAAAUUAAGAGGCAUUAAAAGCAGAGUGAAUAAUCUCAUGUGAACUGCCGUCACCGUUUUUCGUUUUGUACGUUCGUUGAUUCGCCGAUGAACUGUUGAUGUUGAAACGUCAGAAAUUUCGCCUGCGCAUUUCUCGACUCUGCUCACUUUUGAUUUAUUUAUUUGGAGUCAGAAAUGAAUAGCUGCAUUGCUUAUGGAUCGAUGUUUGUCUCAUUGUAAAUCGAUGAAAAAUUACGUCUUCGACGGCCUCAUAGCCUUUGGGCAAUAACUUACUUUUUUUAAAGAUAUAUUACAAUAGCUAAAAGUGAACGGCCAGUUUUUUUUCACAACAACAACAGUCAUCUGUUUGUUACGUCACCAUCUGAUAAAGUAUUUAUACGUGCUGUUUUUUCAACACUAACGUCACCUUCAGUCUCUAACCGUCUGUUGCCAGUCGUUAUUAUCAUCAAGCGCAUUGACUUUCUUUUCGCGCGAACUGCGGUUGAAAAUAAACAGGAAACACUUUGUGAAAAAUCAGGCUGACACUAGCCUCUGUACUUAGAUACUGUAAUAUACACUAAGAGAAUUUCCCUCUUCUAUGUGGCUAUGGGAUGUGCUGUCCGAAUCAGGAACUACUGUGAUCAGGUUUCGUAACGUUUGGAUGUAGAUCACCAACCAUUUGUGCAGAGUUUUGUAUUUUCACCUUAUAUGGCGUCAAACAGUUUAUUGACCGUGCAGUUGGUGGUGAACGCUUUUACUCCUUUUCUUUUCCGUUCCUUUUAUACUUUUCUGGAUGAAUCCUGAGAAGUCCCUUUCUGAGACCUAAACCUUCUCUUCGGGUGCGAUGGGUAGAGCAAUACAUAGAGAGGGGAAAUGAUCGCUCAGAUGUAAUACAGUACGGCGCUUGGCUUUCUUAAACGAGGCGCUGAGGGAGACGGUUCAUUUUCGAUGGACGUUUUCCAAAGCGUUCUCUUUCGCAGCGACAAAGAAAACAAUGUCAACAGCGUGAGCAGGGCCUUACGAUGGACACCGGGAAACAUCUGUAUGUGUAAAAGACAUGGACAUUCGCCGUGGAAGAUAGCUUUACUGUCUCUGCCACAUAUUUUGCUAUUGGGUAAAUAUGUAUAUUUAUUGAUAAUUCACAUGUUGUGUAUAUGUAGUGACCUAUGAUCGUCGAGGUUCAAAGAGUGCUUGUAUAUUUUUGGACUUUUUUUGAAAGAGAGGUUGUGUCUCCUCCACUGUCUCUUCAUUUCUUUGCUGUUCUGCAUCACUUGUUGUGAUUGGGUGUUUCAAUUUGUGAGAUCUUUUGACCUUGGAUUUUUAAGAUCUUUUCUCUCUCUCGCUCUCGACUCUUUCCUCUCUUUCUUGUCUAUCUUCUGGUCAUAUUGAUAUGCAGAAGUUGUCUGAAAUUAUCAAAGCACAUUCCCUGAUUUAUUGUGUUCUUUCAAUGCUUUCAUGUUGCGACAAUACAAAGGUGUGUAUACUAACUGCUACACACGUGUAUAUAGGGUGCAUAUAUGUGUACACAUGUGCAAUACACACUAUUUGAGCAAUCUAUUACUGUGACUAUUAAUCAUUAAAAAUUGCUGUCCCUUUGAA
Cyprinus carpio (common carp) is the source of this 8223-nucleotide messenger RNA. Its product is annotated as histone deacetylase 5-like. The record is from RefSeq and is a predicted model, not a curated record. Gene Ontology annotation, molecular function: histone deacetylase activity. Gene Ontology annotation, biological process: negative regulation of transcription by RNA polymerase II; chromatin organization. NCBI's taxonomy places the organism in Eukaryota, Metazoa, Chordata, Actinopteri, Cypriniformes, Cyprinidae. Gene Ontology annotation, cellular component: histone deacetylase complex.